Messenger RNA from Pistacia vera, 549 nucleotides. RefSeq lists its product as uncharacterized. Lineage: Eukaryota; Viridiplantae; Streptophyta; Magnoliopsida; Sapindales; Anacardiaceae. The record is from RefSeq and is a predicted model, not a curated record. Bases 1 to 549 code for a protein of 182 amino acids. Gene Ontology annotation, molecular function: nucleic acid binding; zinc ion binding. The transcript has 3 exons.
AUGGCCAAUAAAAGGCCCAAAAAGCAACAAAAGAAAGGUCCAAAAUUUGGACACAAGAAUAAGAGCUUCAAGAAGCCAACGGCAAAGGUAGAGAAUGCUAAUGCAAAGGGAAAAUGUUUCCACUGUGGAGAAGAUGGACACUGGAAGAAGAACUAUCCUCAAUACUUGAACAGUUUGAGGAAAGGCAAAGGAAAAGCAGAUUCUGAUUUCCAAUCAGAUAUUGACAAUAGAAAUUCUACGUCAUGGUACAUUUUUAUAUGUAAUGGAGCUGCUGUUCUUCGGAAAAGGUCAAAACAAACAACUACAACAGACUCCACUACAGAGGCUGAAUACAUUGGUGCUUCAGAAGCAGCAAAGGAGGCUGUUUGGAUGCAAAAGAAGGCCAUUGACUGGGCAAUUCAGGCCAUCAACAGCUUACGACCAAGGAAUCCGAGGAUGGACUUCUCCGACCUCCCAAUUGAAUAUCAGGACAUCCUUGCUUCCAUGGCCCAAGCUGAUGAUGAGGCCAAAGAGAAAGAGGGACAAGAGCCUCUUCUAGAGGAUGACUAG